This is a messenger RNA of Polyodon spathula (Mississippi paddlefish), 2450 nucleotides long. Its product is annotated as 5-hydroxytryptamine receptor 3A-like. NCBI's taxonomy places the organism in Eukaryota, Metazoa, Chordata, Actinopteri, Acipenseriformes, Polyodontidae. The transcript has 9 exons. Gene Ontology annotation, biological process: nervous system process; monoatomic ion transmembrane transport; chemical synaptic transmission. Gene Ontology annotation, cellular component: postsynaptic membrane; neuron projection; synapse. The record is from RefSeq and is a predicted model, not a curated record. Gene Ontology annotation, molecular function: neurotransmitter receptor activity; extracellular ligand-gated monoatomic ion channel activity; transmembrane signaling receptor activity. Bases 33 to 1451 code for a protein of 472 amino acids.
UUCUCCCUCUCUGUUCAGAGGGACACUGUAACAUGAGCUGGGUUAGCAUCGUACACUACCUGACCCUCGUGGUCUUUAUUGCAGCGCUACUGUUUCAAGCGGGAUACACGGCUGAUUCUAAGAAUAAUCUUCCAGAAAGCAUCUACAUGCGAUUUUAUAAAACGUUCCAGCCGAUUCUGGAUACCCCCGGCAUGAGGCCGAGCAGCACCUGGAGACAGCCAACACACAUCAACCUCUCAAUAAACAUCAAGGAAAUCAUUGGAGUGGAUGAGAAGACACACAUCCUCAUUACUUUUGUUGCAUUGAGACAGCUGUGGUUUAAUGAGUUUCUGGUGUGGGAUCCCAGUGAGUUUGAUGGAAUGGAUCACCUCAACGUGCCUGUGGAAUUCAUUUGGACUCCAGAUUUCUAUAUUUAUGAAUUCGUCGGGGAAGACCUGUCACCAUUUAUCCCCUAUCUGUACCUGCACCAUGAUGGGCAAGUGAUACACGACCAGCCCAUAAGAGCCGUCACCUCCUGCAACCUGGACAUCUUUUACUUCCCCUUCGACACCCACAGCUGCAUCCUUACAUUUGGACCCUACCUCCAUACAGUGCGUGAUAUCAGGCUUGGCCUCCAUUUGCCCUCUGAACAGUUAUUAAAAGAAUCUCUCCAAAGCCUUGGAAACCGAGGGGAAUGGGAGCUGCUAAAUAUCACAGGAAGCCCAUUGCCAUUUUACUACCAAAACGAGGAGUGGCCAAUGUGUGUCUUCACUGUAAAGAUCAGGCGGAGGCCUAUCAUGUAUUUGGUAAAGCUGGUCAUUCCCAGUGCUUUUCUGGUGCUGCUUGACAUUUUGAGUUUCUUCCUCCCAGUCCACUCUGUAGACAGGUGUGCCUUCAAAGUGACUCUGCUGCUGGGAUACAGCAUGUUCCUACUAAUGAUGAACAACAUUCUCCCAAACAAUUCAGGAGGGACCCCCCUGAUAGGUGGCUAUUUCUUAGUCUGCAUGGCCCUCCUUGUUGCCAGCCUGCUGGAGAGCAUCUUUAUUUCCAACGUUCUUCACCGGAAGUCCUUGCAGGGCAGGGAGGUUCCUAGCUGGGUCAGGACACUGGUUCUGCACAAGUUGGCCCAGAUGAUAUGCUACAAGAAGAAGGAGUCUAGCAAACACCAGGCUGAGGAGAGCAUUUACACCAUUCAUAGCAAUAAAAAUGCAGAAAACCCAGUUUGGAAGAUCAGUAGCCAGAAACCUGCCUGCACGGAAAUAAGGAUUUUGACAUUUCUAAAGAAGACUUGUGAGGACGUCCAGGUGAUGAGGGACACUCUGAAAAAUCUUCAGGCCAGGAAGAAAAGCAGCAAGGAAUGGGUGGAAGUGUCCUGUGUCCUGGACAUCCUGCUCCUCCGUUUGUACAUCCUGUUUAUCGCCUUGACCAGCCUCUGUCUGUGUAUCCUCUGGAGUCACUGGUACAGGGUAUGAGGAUAACACAGCCAGUUUCUGUAGGGUUGUAGUUAGCUCCAGUUCAUGUUUUACGCACUAAUCCUGGUGCAGCCUAUGCAAGUUCUGGGUUUUAGGGAAUGCACUCGGAGAACCAAAUGUGAAAGUGGGGGCCAACUUUGUAUGAUCUGUUUAUUGUUGUAAAAACAACAACCCAAAAAACACUGUAGUCUCCUGUUAAACACCAUCAGGGGAAGGGGUGCAAAUAAAGAUAACUGUAUAUUUAAUAAAGCAGAUUUGUGGUAGGCUAUUCUGCAUAGCCUCUGUUUGAGUUUAUCUUAAAAGGCAGGUAUUUUUUUUCUGUCCACCAUCACAUUCUACUUGAAGUAACAGUUAUUAUGAGUAAAACAGUUUCCAUGUACAAGCUUGAACAUGUCGACUGGCUAAAUGAACAAUCCCUGUGGUCUUCCUGGCCACAAGACACCACCAUAUAACCCACAGGAAUAAUCUCACAGUCACCCGAGUCAAUUUUACAAAACAGCAAUUAUACAUUUUCCACAGAACAUAGAUGUAAGCAAAUUAGCUAUGUUUUCUUACUACUAUAUUGCAGGAAUUACACACUAUUGAUCAUACCCGCACUGCAUUAAAAGGCAAAUGUAUGCGGUAUUAUCUGCAAUCCUUGAACACAAUUGAAUGCUAGUUUUUAUGUACUGUAUGAUGUUAUAAUCAGAUACUAUUGAAUGUUAGUUUGUUAUAAUUAUGCACAAUAACAUUGAAUGUAAGAAAGCAAAAGCAUUAGUCACACGCGCUAUGGUACACUUGAAACAAUCUGGUCACAGCAUGAACCUAGACUGAGGGGAGCCAAGCUCUGUAGGAUUUUGAAAAAUGGAUAGUUUUGAUAAGGAUGCCUUACUUUCUAUAGGUUGCCAGCUACAGGGACUAGGGGCGGAGCUAGGGCUAUGUGAAUGAAAAGUUGUACUAAGCUCUGUGCCUGGAGUUGACCCCGGGAUCUUUUUGAUUACUGUAUUGAAGAUUGUUAUU